Molecule: messenger RNA, 2277 nt
Organism: Caenorhabditis bovis
Lineage: Eukaryota; Metazoa; Nematoda; Chromadorea; Rhabditida; Rhabditidae
Source: the annotation of a GenBank genome assembly
AUGAGUACAACGCCACCUCAUCAAAGAUUGAAACCACUGCCUCAACAGCGACGGUCUUCGCUCAGUGUUGUAUAUCAUCGAUUGUUAUCAUUUUCGACAACUAAUAAAGAGUUUGAGAAGCAAAAAAAGGAAUAUCGACAUGAGAAAAAGCGUGUUGCUGAUGAACUUGUCUCCGCGCUUCGUGAUCCGACCGUUGUGGUCAUGGCAGACACUUUAAAGAUCCGUGGUGCCUUGAAGCAAUGGAACAGAUACUACUGCGUUUUGAAACCAGGGCUUCUGAUAAUCUAUAAAAACAAAAAAGCGAACAGAGGCGAUUGGGUUGGAACAGUACUUCUCAAUUUGUGUGAACUCAUCGAAAGACCAUCAAAUAAGAAUGGGUUCUGCUUCAAGCUUUUUAAUGCAAUGGAUGGUUCAAUUUGGGGCAAUCGCGGGCCAUUGGGACAAUCUUAUGGCAGCUUCACCUUGAUGCCACUCAACACUUCUUUCCUUAUUUGUCGUGCGCCGAGUGAUCAGGCUGGACGCUGUUGGAUGGACGCGCUUGAGUUGUCUUUCAAGUGCACCGGAUUACUGCAACGUACGAUGCAUCAUCUUCACGAAAAGCAGAACGAUGGCGACAUUGUUGAGAGUGCUAGAUUAGAAAGACAACCCUCACAUGAUUCGGAGGGAGAUGAAAUCGGCGUGAGCAAACCAUAUUCGGAGACCGACGCCGAGCAGCAUUUCAAGGGAUUGGAUGACACCGAGCAGGAUGAUGGCCAAAAAUCGGAGUCAAGCGAUACUAUUCGCGAGAACGUAGAGCAAAGUGCAUGGAUUGAGAGUCCCAAAGAAGUGUUUGGCAACGGUGACUCGCAAACCGAGGAUGUUGCGGAAGAAAACAAGUCAUUGAUUUGGACUCUCCUCAAGCAAAUUCGUCCGGGAAUGGACCUCUCAAAAGUCGUAUUGCCAACAUUCAUCCUUGAGCCACGCUCGUUCUUAGAGAAACUGGCCGAUUACUACUAUCAUGCUGAUUUAAUCUCCGAAGCCGCAAUCGAGCCGGAUCCGUACCAACGAAUUGUAAAAAUCACCAAGUUUUUCCUUUCGGGGUUUUACAAGAAGCCAAAGGGAUUAAAGAAGCCAUACAAUCCAAUUCUUGGUGAGACAUUCCGUUGUAAGUGGGAGCAUCCAGAUGGCUCAACCACAUUUUACAUCGCCGAACAGGUGUCUCAUCAUCCACCAGUUUCCUCGCUUUUUAUUACCAACAGAAAAGCCGGAUUCAAUAUCAGCGGCACUAUUCUUGCGAAAAGCAAAUACUAUGGAAACAGCUUGUCGGCAAUUUUGGUCGGAAAGUUGAAACUUACACUUCUUAAUCUUGGUGAGACUUACGUUGUGAAUCUUCCGUAUGCAAACUGUAAAGGAAUCAUGAUAGGAACAUUGACUAUGGAGAUUGGCGGAGAGGUUGACAUUGUAUGCGAAAAGACGGGUUAUUCAGCAACCCUAGACUUCAAAUUGAAACCAUUCCUUGGUGGAAGCAUGAACCAAGUAGCUGGAGAGAUCAAAUAUGGAAGAGAAGUCUUGGCAACUAUUGAUGGAGCGUGGGAUGGUCUCAUGCGCAUUAAGGAAAAUGGGAGAAAGAAGGAAUUGUGGAAUCCGACACCAGAGAUUAUUAGCAGACGUCUUCCUAGAUAUGAAAUUAAUUUGGACGAUCAGGGAGAGUGGGAAUCGGCAAAGUUGUGGAGACAAGUCACCAUCGCCAUUCAAAACGAGGACCAAUACAAGGCUACUGAGGAGAAAACCGCUUUGGAAAAUGAUCAGCGAGCAAGAGCAAAGUCUGGAAUUCCUCACCAGACAAAAUUCUUCAAGAAAGUUGGAGAUGAAUAUGAGUACAUUCAUGCCGACUAUCGCCCAUGGGACAUUAACAAUGAUAUUCAACAAGUUGAAUAUGAUUAUGUUGUAAAGACAAUAACUGCUCAUCCUACGGAUACUCCAAAAUCGAAAUCAAAAAAUCAGUCGAGCAGCACCGAUAAUUGUAGUUAUAAUGACUCUGAUGGUAGCGACAGCGAUGAAGAGAAAACUUCGCCAGAACAAAAAUCGUUGAAGAUAUCUCAAAAUGCCCAAAACGUGGAUACCGAAAAAUUAUUAAAGGAUGUUCAACAACAAUUCGAGACUGCUGUUCGAAGAAUUGAGGCGAAUUCUGACAGAUAUUCGAAUUUGAUGUUAUCGACGGUUCAAUCAACAUUGCUUUUUGCGUUUGUUAUGAUUUCCGCAAUUCAAUCCAUAUUCCUUUACAUUCUUCUCCGUUAG